AUGGCGCCUCGCUCCUACUCCAAGACCUACAAGGUCCCUAGAAGACCAUUCGAGUCUGCUCGUCUGGACUCCGAAUUGAAGCUCGUCGGAGAGUAUGGUCUUCGCAACAAGCGUGAGGUCUGGCGUGUCCAGCUCACCCUGUCCAAGAUCCGUCGUGCUGCUCGUCAACUGCUCACCCUCGAUGAGAAGGACCCCAAGCGCCUCUUCGAAGGUAACGCCCUCAUUCGCCGUCUCGUCCGUGUCGGUGUCCUCGAUGAGUCCCGCAUGAAGCUCGAUUACGUGUUGGCCCUGAAGAUUGAGGAUUUCUUGGAGCGUCGUCUGCAGACUUGUGUCUACAAGCUCGGUCUCGCCAAGUCCAUCCAUCACGCUCGUGUCCUCAUCCGCCAGAGACACAUCCGUGUUGGCAAGCAGAUCGUGAACGUCCCAUCUUUCGUUGUCCGUCUCGACUCGCAAAAGCACAUCGAUUUCGCCCUCAGCUCGCCGUUCGGUGGUGGACGUCCUGGUCGUGUUCGCAGGAAGAAGGCCAAGGCUUCCGAGAAGAAGGAUGAUGGUGGAGAUGAUGAGGAAGAUGAAGAGUAG
Molecule: messenger RNA, 579 nt
Organism: Lachnellula hyalina
Lineage: Eukaryota; Fungi; Ascomycota; Leotiomycetes; Helotiales; Lachnaceae
Gene: RPS9
Product: 40S ribosomal protein
Exons: 4
Coding region: 1-579 (192 amino acids)
Biological process (GO): positive regulation of translational fidelity; translation
Cellular component (GO): cytosolic small ribosomal subunit
Molecular function (GO): rRNA binding; structural constituent of ribosome
Source: RefSeq, a predicted model, not a curated record